UGGUGCUUUUUCUAGCAGCGCUAAGGGAAGUGUCCUCCAUGGUGUCAUUGUAGGCUUGUUGAGGUUGAACAUUCAGAUUUUUAGAAAUGUCUGGCUACACACCAGACGAAAAGCUCCGCGUCGACCAGCUCGCGACGCUCCGGAGGCAGUGGCUGAAGGACCAGGAGCUGAGCCCGAGGGAGCCCGUGAUACAAGCUAAACCUCCCGGCCCCAUCGCCAAGUUCUGGGCUGGUUUUCUGGAGCCCAAGAGCCUAUGGAGACUUUACACCUACAAAGCAUACAGAGGUGGAGUCUUCACAUUAACACGGCUGUUGAUACCUGCUUGGAUUGUUCACUACUAUGUGAAGUACCAUGUUGCAGAAAAGCCGUAUGCCAUUAUGGCACAGAAACCCAAGCUGUUCCCAGGUGACACCAUUCUUGAGACGGGUGAAGUUGUUCCAGAUCUCCCUGAGAGCCAUGGUCAUCACUGAAUGGGAAAUAUUUCAGUAAUUUAGAGCUUCUGUUGUAAAAACUGUGUAUAUGCCAAUAAAUAUUAUAAAGUA
Cheilinus undulatus (humphead wrasse) is the source of this 542-nucleotide messenger RNA. It is a transcript of the gene ndufb6, whose product is annotated as NADH:ubiquinone oxidoreductase subunit B. The transcript is spliced from 4 exons. The record is from RefSeq and is a predicted model, not a curated record. NCBI's taxonomy places the organism in Eukaryota, Metazoa, Chordata, Actinopteri, Labriformes, Labridae. Gene Ontology annotation, biological process: mitochondrial ATP synthesis coupled electron transport; mitochondrial electron transport, NADH to ubiquinone. Bases 87 to 470 code for a protein of 127 amino acids.